UGAUCUCACAGCAAACCGAGUCCCCCUCCUAAUCUCAGGAAUGACAUCCGAACGAGAAGAAAUCAUGGAGUUAUACAUUGAAACAAAUGGGGAAUUUGAACUUUCACAUUAAGAAUAGUGCAUCCAAUAAACUGCAUACACUUCAGAUUGGUGAUCAACUUCAUGGUUGAGAAAGUGGAAUCAACGGGCUCGGUCCGUUAUCGCCUGUGUUAGAGUGUGCCGGGUGAUGGCAAACAUGUCCGGGGAAGAGGACGGGUGUCCCGAGGCGCUGCUGGUCUCCGAGGUCGGGCCCAACUGGCUCCGCGCGGAGAACGAGCGCCUGACGCGGGAACUGAGCGAGACGAGCCGCGAGAAGAUCCAGGCGGCGGAGUACGGGCUCGCGGUGCUGGAGGAGAACCAGCAGCUCAAACAGCGCUUCGAGGAGCUGGAGAGCGACUAUGAGAGCGUCAGACAAGAGCUGGACCAGCUCAAAGAGGCAUAUGGCCAGGUUCACUCCACCCAUAGAAAGGUGGCUGCAGAUGGGGAAAGCAGGGAGGAGUCCCUCAUCCUUGAGUCAGCAUCUAAAGAGGCGUACUAUGAGCAGAGAGUGCAGGAACUGCAAGCUGACCUGCGACAAACAAAAAACACCCUCACCAGCACCCAGGCGGAGAAUGAACGUCUGGCCACCCAUGCACUCGAGCUGAGAGAGAAUAAUGAGCUUGUGGAGCUACAGCGCAGUCGCCUGCAUGACGACAUUAGAGAGUACAAGAUCCGAGAGUCUCGUCUGCUGCAAGACUACACUGAACUGGAAGAGGAGAACAUCAGCCUUCAGAAACAAGUCUCCACCCUUAAACAGGGUCAGGUGGAGUUCGAGGGACUAAAGCAUGAGAAUCGACGCUUGGAAGAGGAAGUGCAGUACCUAAACAGCCAGCUAGAGGAUGCUGUUCGGUUACGCGAAAUAGCUGAGCGUCAGCUAACAGAGGCUCUAGAAACUGUAAAGACCGAACGGGAGCAGAAAGCAGCUCUUCGAAAAGAAUUGACACAUCACAUGACCCUGGGAGACUCCCUUCUUGCCAGCUCAUUGGAUGGGCUCAAACUGAGUGCAGAUGAACCAAAUAACGACGAGGCCAUUUUGAAGUUUGAAAACGGAUUAGCUAAAGUCAGCGACGUUAACGACGAAGAUAAUAGAUUGUCUUCUCCCAAAAGAGAUGGAAACUACCGUCCCGCACCAAGUCUGGUGGAUGACUUGUUGACAGAGCUGAACAUCUCUGAAAUCCAGAAACUUAAGCAACAGCUCUUACAGGUGGAACGAGAGAAGGUGGCUCUUCUCACCACUUUACAGGACUCUCAGAAGCAGUUAGAGCAUGCUCGAGGAGCAUUAGCUGAACAGCAGGAGGCUAUGACGAGACUUAGCGAUGAUUUGGGCGUAAUGAGGAGAUUGCAGGCAGGCAAGGAGCGGCAGUCAGCCCUGGACAGUGAGCGAGAGCGGGACAGUCGAGAGGACAAUGAUGUGGACUAUUAUGAGCUGGAUAUCAAUGGACCAGAGAUACUUCGCUGCAAGUAUGAAGUAGCCAUAGCAGAGGCAGGUGAACUGAGGGAGGAGCUGAAGGCACUAAAAUCGGAGCAUGAUGAGAUGAAGGCCGAGCAUGAGGAGGUACGGGCACGACUGGAGGGACACGUGCGUGACCUCAGUAUUCAAGUGUCUCAUUUGGAGAGCAGCAGCCGUGCAGACCGUGAUCAAGUCGCUCGGUUGGAAAAGGAGCUGAAGGAAGUGAGUGCAGUUGCCGGCGAGACAGAAGGCAGUCUCAGCGUUGCCCAGGAUGAGCUUGUUGCCUUUAGUGAAGAGCUUGCAAACCUCUACCACCAUGUCUGCAUGUGCAACAACGAAACCCCGAAUCGUGUCAUGCUCGAUUUCUACAAAGAGGGUAAAGGAAACAAGACCGACGGUAAAGAUCUUCAGUCUACGUUGACGCAAACCAGUGACAGCACAGCCGAGACACCGAGAUCCAACUCCACCGCCGCUGACAGUUCGACUUCUGGGACACCAGUCAGAGAAGAUCCACGUCCUGAACCAAUGGACAUCUACAACCUAGUAGCAAUAAUUCGCGAUCAGAUACGCCACUUGCAGAAAGCGGUGGAUCGUACCACAGUACUAUCUAGGCAAAGAAUUGCUUCUCUAGAGUUGGCCGCAGUGGCGGAUAAAGACCAAGCUGCUUACAUGGAGGAGAUUUUGAAGCUCAAGUCCCUGCUGAGCACUAAGCGAGAACAGAUUGCCACCCUGAGGACUGUGCUCAAGGCCAAUAAACAUACAGCAGAGGUUGCCCUGGCAAACCUAAAGAGCAAAUAUGAGAAUGAAAAGGCCAUGGUCACCGAAACCAUAAUGAAGUUGAGGAACGAGCUGAAGGCUCUUAAAGAAGAUGCCGCCACAUUCUCCUCUCUCAGGGCAAUGUUCGCCACCAGGUGUGAUGAAUACGUAACACAAUUGGACGACAUGCAGAGGCAGCUGGCUGCAGCAGAAGAUGAGAAGAAGACUCUGAACUCCCUCCUGCGUAUGGCCAUCCAGCAGAAACUGGCCCUUACACAGAGAUUGGAGGAUCUGGAGUUUGACCACGAGCAAUCCCGAAGAGGAUCCGGUGCUGGGCCAGGCAGCCGUGGAAAGGCUUCAUCUGGCCGUGGCAGGGGACCCUUAUCGUUUUCCAGUCCCCAUGUAAGUCCUAGACUUCCCUGUAAGAACCGACCGCAACCACACGGCCUCAUUGGAAGUCCUGCGGUUUUCUGCAGUGAGAAGUAUAAAAUUCUGUGUGACACUGGAUCCGAUUAACACCUGUGUGUAACUGUCACUCGUCAGCAUAACUAACAUUCCUUUUACUGUAUGUGUGCUUGGGAUAAAACAAUGCUAGCAUGUCACUGUUUAUGCUAACAGUUCUGAUGGCUUCAUUAAUACAAGUCAGUCAGUCCUUCUCCUAUAAAUCUACCUGGAGAGAUUGGAUGGCUUGGCAAUGCCAUACUAUCUACUAAAGUUAUCACAAUCACUACAAGUAAAAGAAAUUACUACAAUAUUUUUUUUUGUAAUAGGCUAAUUCCAAUAUUUGGAUACCAAAUUGAGUCUCUUUUGUGACUUAUUAUCGAGGAGUACCAGUACUCUUGACAUUUGUACUACUUACAGUACUAGUUUUUUGAAAGAAAGCAGGUUGUAGUGCAUGCAAAGUUCUGGUAUGCAUUGAUUAACUGCAUGACCUACCACAUUUGACAUUGUUUAGUAUAUAACCAGAGCACACUGUACAAACAGAUAAAUUGGAUUCAGUUGCAACUAAACUCGCUGAAACUUGGAUAUCUAUAAACAAGUAUUGAGGAAACGAUACUUGGAAAAUGUCUAAACAUGGUAAAAUACAUUUACAUUUGUCUAAAUUUGUCUUUUCUCUCUGAAUGUCUGAGCCCAAUGUUUCUACUUUCACCCAACCAGCAUUGAUUGUCAUUGAGUUCAACCCAGUUUCACAAAGCUAGUCUGUUAAUCUCUGUGUCAGUGCAAAUAAAUCUGUGUAAUCCCGACAGAGACGCACUUUACUGAGCCUGAUGGGUGCUUUGCAAUCCAGGUUGCAACCCUAAAGGACAUAAUUGAUGCUACAGAUUUUGUGGCUAAAAAAUGACAAAAUUGAGAGUUGUCAUAGAUGAUGUCUAGAAUUAUAGAGUUUUUUGCACACUUUGUCAUCCGUGUCUUUUGUUGGUUUUGUUCAUACUAUUUCAUCUAGCCUUUCAGCCAGCAUAACACAUUGUCCAUGUUGUCUUUACAGUGUGACUCUGAACCACUGUAGCAUGCAUGAUCUGUUGCUCUCAGUUUUAACCGUUUAUAUUAGUUGGCAUGCUGUCUGUUGAGUCUUUUGCUUCCUGCAGUCCAUUGCAUCUGGAAAAAAUGAGUCUUCCCUGUUUUGCUGUGUACUAAUGGGUCUAACCUGUCUCAGUGUUGACGGUAACUUUCACUAUGUCCAGUGUGAUCAGCUUGACUUAAGAUAAAUUAAUUAUUUACAAUACAUUUGGAUCAGUUGUGAUGUAAUAUUUCUGAUGAUCGUUUUGUUUCUCAAUUUUGCAGUAAUUUUAUUAGCUCUGGAGAUUAUCCGCAAAUGGUUAUUUCCCUCUUCCUUCGCUCUGCACAUACGUCCAGAAUACACAUGUCUGCUCCAAUUAUGGAAACAAGAAAUUUGUCCCUGGAUGUGGCUGCAAGAAAACACACAGGCUCACAUGUAAAGCCAACCGAUCUAUGUAAUCAUGAUUCUGACUGUUACUGUGGUAUUUUUUUUCUGCUUUAUUUUUGUUUAAUGUGCACCUUUAGUUCAUUAGUUAUGUAAGAGAUGCACAUUUCAGUAUACUUGGCACAUUUUUUUGUUUUGUUCUUGCGAAUGUUAUGUAUUUAACUGAAAAACAAAAAUAAUAUAAGAACUGUGGUUUGUUUAUAGUCUUUUAUGCUUAACUGUCAGGGUCUAAGCAUAUUCCAGGGAGAACGAUUAUGUUAAUAAGGCCUAUAUUUGUUUCUUGUUCUGUUCAAUAGUCAAACAUUCUAACUGAACAUUAUCUUGCUAUCAUGUAGUGUAGCUCCACUUAAGGAACAAUAAGUUUGACUUUGACUGAAAAGUUUGGAGUCAAUUUUCAUAGUGGGUCAAGCAUAUGUUAAAUUCAAGACAUAAAAAUCUAUAUCAAUUCCAAAUUGGAAUACUUUCUACUUUUUUGCCAAAUACUGCAUUAAGGUCAGCAUUUUGUAUUUUACAUUGCAAUACAUAUUUGUUUUAGACAUUGAUUAUCUGUUUUGUAUUACCCUCUCAUAAGACCUCCUGUGCCUUUUAUGCAACGUUUGAUGAACAAUUCUAAGAGCCAUAGUCUUCAGUAUUUCUGUCAGUCUCGCUAUAGAUCUAGCCCACUUGGCCCACAUCUAAUUUGGACAAUAAUUAAACAUUUUCGGAAUGUCAACUCAGAUUGCUCGUUUAGGAGAUUUUAAAUGUUAUUAGGCGUGUUAAAAUCAUACAUUCCUUUGAGGAAGUAAUGAUUUCUGAUGGCGGUCAUCAUGGCUGUCUGUAGAUAUUGGUAGUCAUUAUUUUCCUAUGCGUAGCCUUGCUAAUAAUUUUGUUAUUUGUUUGUAUUUCAGCAAGCAGAAAACUUUGCCUCAGAACAUUAGUGCCAUUUAAAAUUUAAGACGUUUUAAAGUUUUAAAAGACCUUUUUCUUUUCUUUUUCGUCUGACUACAAAUUAAGUGCAAUUUUGUGCUGUUUCUGGAGUGUAUGCAAUAGUUUUCUAUUUGCUGAAACCGCUUCAUCAGCCAUGUCAUAGCUUUAUAUGACAUUUUGAAUUUAUUUUUACACAUUUUUAUGGAAUGACCUCACAUGUUUGUUAUUAUUUAUUCAUAACCUUGGCUAUCAGUUCAGUAUUAAUGAUUAGGUUUGUAUGCAUUAUUACUGGCACAUGUGCUGCCUCUUUGCAUUUCUACUUGAAAUCUUACAGGUACAAUGUAAGCUAUACUGCCUCGCCUGUGUUUUUUUUUUUUUUUUACAGUGCUGAUGUCAAUGUUCUGCUUUUUUUCUAAACAUUUGUGCUCUGUAGUUUAUCAGGAGGAACACAUUAUAGGCCCAUGUCUGUCUUAACAUUUCUCAUUGACAAAAAAAGUAGCAAAAAAAUUAAUAAAUAAACUAAUAUAAAAUAUUACUGUUUGUUUCAGGUUGUAUAUUAG
Sinocyclocheilus grahami is the source of this 5692-nucleotide messenger RNA. RefSeq names its product protein bicaudal D homolog 2-like. Gene Ontology annotation, biological process: microtubule anchoring at microtubule organizing center; protein localization to organelle; regulation of microtubule cytoskeleton organization. Gene Ontology annotation, molecular function: dynactin binding; cytoskeletal adaptor activity; dynein complex binding. Lineage: Eukaryota; Metazoa; Chordata; Actinopteri; Cypriniformes; Cyprinidae. The transcript has 8 exons. Bases 227 to 2800 code for a protein of 857 amino acids. Gene Ontology annotation, cellular component: Golgi apparatus; cytosol. The record is from RefSeq and is a predicted model, not a curated record.